Molecule: messenger RNA, 4153 nt
Organism: Balaenoptera ricei (Rice's whale)
Lineage: Eukaryota; Metazoa; Chordata; Mammalia; Artiodactyla; Balaenopteridae
Gene: ACADSB
Product: acyl-CoA dehydrogenase short/branched chain
Exons: 11
Coding region: 108-1406 (432 amino acids)
Cellular component (GO): mitochondrion
Molecular function (GO): acyl-CoA dehydrogenase activity; flavin adenine dinucleotide binding
Source: RefSeq, a predicted model, not a curated record
UGUGGGCGGGGCUCUGGCUCCACCCGCCCCCAGGCAUUGGUGUGCGGCCCGGAGGCCGGCCACAGCCGCCUCACGGGAUCCUUGACGGCGCUCGUCCUGGGGCGCAGAUGGAGGGAGCCAUGGUUCGGCUGCUGCGCGGCGGCGCGCUGCUAAGAAGAAACUUCCCAAUUUGCCUGUCUUCCUGGAAAAAUCCUCCUCAUGUCCUAAAAUCUUCCCAGUCAGAAGCUGGACUCAAAACAACAAAUAAGGGCCUACCCUAUGCCCCUCUGCAAACAUUUACAGAUGAGGAGAUGAUGAUAAAGAGCACAGUUAAAAAAUUUGCCCAGGAACAAAUUGCUCCUUUGGUUUCAAAAAUGGAUGAAAAUUCAAAAAUGGAAAAAUCAGUAAUACGAGGAUUAUUUCAACAAGGGUUGAUGGGUAUUGAAAUUGACACAAAAUAUGGAGGAACAGGAGCUUCAUUUUUUUCCUCUAUCCUAGUGAUAGAGGAAUUAGCCAAAGUUGAUGCAUCUGUGGCUCUGGUAUGUGACAUCCAGAACACAGUAAUUAACAGGCUAAUUGGAAAAUACGGAACAGAAGAACAGAAGGCUAUCUAUUUGCCCAAGCUAGCUACAGAACAAAUGGGCAGUUUCUGCCUUUCAGAGACUGGAGCAGGUAGCGAUUCAUUUGCUUUGAAGACCAAAGCUGAUAAAAAGGGAAAUUAUUAUGUCAUCAACGGGUCAAAGAUGUGGAUUAGCAACGCCAAGGAUGCCGGGCUCUUCGUGGUGAUGGCAAAUGUAGACCUUACUCUUGGGUAUAAAGGAAUUACCUGCUUCUUGGUAGAUCGUGGUACUGAGGGCCUUCAUAUAGGGAAACCAGAGAACAAAAUGGGAAUCAGAGCUUCUUCUACCUGCCCAUUAACGUUUGAAAAUGUCAAGGUUCCAGAAGCCAAUAUCCUGGGACAAAUUGGACAUGGCUAUAAGUAUGCCAUCGGGGGUCUUAAUGAAAGUAGAAUAGGAAUUGCUGCACAGAUGCUGGGACUGGCUCAAGGAUGUUUUGACUACACUAUUCCAUAUAUUAAAGAAAGGGAGCAAUUUGGCAAAAGAAUAUUUGAUUUUCAGGGGCUCCAACACCAAGUGGCGCACAUGGCCACCCAGCUAGAAGCUGCAAGAUUACUCACAUACAACGCUGCAAGGCUUUUAGAAGCUGGAAGGCCAUUCAUUAAAGAAUCAUCUAUGGCCAAGUACUAUGCAUCAGAGAUUGCAGGCCGAAUAACUGGCAAAUGUAUCGAGUGGAUGGGGGGAGUAGGCUACACCAAAAAUUACCCUGUGGAAAAAUACUUCCGAGAUGCGAAGAUUGGUACAAUAUAUGAAGGAACUUCAAAUAUCCAGCUGAACACCAUUGCAAAGCGCAUAGAUUCAGAAUACUGACAGCCACGGGAGGGGGACCCCUCCCUGGUGUCACUGGUGUAAAAUUUUAAACUAUUGUGCCUUGUUGGGGGCUGCAUUGAAUGAUUUUAUUUAGGCCCUUCACCUUGGAUCUGGAGGUAGACCUUUCCUGUCUCCUCUUUCCAAUCUGCUUAACUUAGGCGCAGAAAAUCAUUUUUAAAUCAUUUUGGGAAGAAAUGCAUCCAUAUUUUCUCCAAAACUAUUUUUAAAACUCUGUAUGCAUUAUCAUUUUAGCUUCAGGGUAUACAGAAUUUCACUCUGUUAGAAUUUGGAAAAAUAAAGACAAUAUAAGUAUUUCUUGCAGACAUGGGUAUUUUAUAUCCCUGUCAUUGUGCAUCAGUCAGAGAGACGUUUGUGGUAGUUGGCAAUUCUAUAGAAGAAAUAGAUUCGAUUCUAAGUUGCUAAACUAGGUAGCAACUGAUAAAAAUUAUUUAGAAAAAUCUAAAAGUUUUAGUUCUGAAUAUCUGAAAAUGAGUGGAAAAUGAGGGUAUAACCCUGUAGUUUAUGUAAUCGAAGAAAGCAUUUCAACAAAGGAAAGCAAUAUAAUUUGUUACUAUAAUUGACCAGUAUGAAAGGUGCAUUUCAUUAUGGUUUCAGUAGAUCAUUUUAAAAACAAGUCUCUACGUUAGUUUUCAAGUAUGAAGUUUAAAUAAUUUGGUUUAAUAAUUAGAAUAUACUCAAUAUUGUAAUAUUCAUUUUUUCUGUCUUUAAAUUGAAUACUGUUUUCUCAAAGUUAGUUAUUGAGCCUUAUCAUGAAUAGUAAUUCAGAAAUUAUAUUUUGGUUCAGUAAUUCUCAAGAGGAGAUGUCUUGUCCCCAUAAAGAAGUGUAUUAAAAUCUUGUAAGGAAUGAGGGAUAGAAGGGAGCUGUAGAGUUCGAAAAGCAUAUUUGGAAAUAUAAAAAAUGACAUUUCUGGGAAGGCAAAAAGAAAUCUGUUGUUUUACAGUCAAAUUAUGGAAAGGCAAAGCUCAACAUAAUAUACGGCUGGCGAUGCCAUUUCUUCAGUAUCAGGGAUUCUCAAUCAGAAGAGACCUUGUAGAGUACAGGUCCUCAGUCCCCUCAGGAGGGAGGAGGACAGUGAAGGGUGAGUGUUUUAUAUUUUCUGGAAGGGGGCACGGGUUAGAGAUGUUGGAAAAUGUUUCAAGGCUCAUACAGUUGCUUAAAGUAAUCACUGCUGUCAAAAGGGAAGCACUUUAGUACUUUAAUGAAAGGAUAAUGUUUAUUAAGAAAACUUGACAUUUUCAAAGUAAUUUUGCUUUGCGCAUUCAUGUUCAUUGAAUUGGGUUAAUUUCUAUAAUGGAUACCAUAGUUAAAUAUUCAGAAUUGUGUAAAUACAAUUGAGAUAGGAAUUACAUUAAAAUAUUAGGAAGAAAUACGGACAAAUUUAGACCUUAGAUCAAAAGAGAGAAAGUCUACUUGAUUUUCAGAUAGGGCUGAUGGAAGCCAGUUGUUCAGUGUUUUAGAACAAAAAGACAGUAAUCUGAUAAGGAAAGUAGGGGAUGGAGGAAAUGCCCUAAAGGGGGGCUUGGACAUCUUUAAUUUCUGUGAUUAUGUGAGAGAGGUGGACUUUUCAGAUAACGGAAAAGAAGCCAACGUUAGUAAAAAGAAUCCCAGCUUCCUCCUGUAGAGUUACAAACACGUGAAACUACAGUAAGCCUCCUUCACAUUAGCAGCAUGGGAGAGGCUCCCGUGUACAUCUAGACCUUGAAUUUAUAGUUCAUAUUGAUACAGUUCUAAUUGUGUGUAUAUUUUUUGUACAGGUUCACAAAUAGUUGAAAAUUAAUUAUGUAUUGUAAUUAAUAUCCGUACCUGCCUUCUUCUAUUAGUGAAUUGUGUUAUUGUACCAUUUACCAAAGAGGGUGUUGUGGGUUUUCCCCAUAGUUCUUCCAUUAUAGCUUUUCUUAAUAACCAUGACUUUGGCGGUCUUGAGUUUGUGUCUAGUGGAGGACAAGCUUGUUUACCCCCUGAAGCCUGCCAUUACUGUUUGUUAAUUUGAGGGUAGGGCUGUCAUGGGGCUCAGAAGGAAGAGACUUGAACACAAGCAACAAGUUGUAUUUGUGUGGCAGAGCUGGACUCAACCCAACUGCCAACUUAGUAUUGUUAGACAUUUCACUUUACAACACAAAAAUGAAUUGGUGUCAGAGAUUUUAGAAUUAUGGAAAGCUAAAUCUAGAAAGAGUUUAGAGAACCAUCCAGCCAACUCUCUCAUUUAAGAGUGAAGGACUCAUAUAGCCCAGAAUACUUGCCCAAGGUCAUCCAUCCAGGGCCAAAGAUAAGACAAGGAUCCAAAUGUACUAGGUCCCAAUUCAGUGCUCUUCCUACUGUUUACUACUGUCUCUGUUCAACAGAUUUUGGAUUUCAUCCUUGUUAUGUUUCAAUACUCUUAUUGAUUUAUUUUAGAUUUAACUGAUAAAGAAUUAACAUUUCGGAAGUGUUAAGAUUGAUCAGUGUCGUUACUUACAUAUAUUAAUCACCUGCCAAACACACUGGCUCUCCUAGGAUGUAGCUGGUAUGUCAAAUGUAAAGAUUAUUGUGUGUGAUCACUUGGUUUUAUAUGAUUAUGAUGUGUUUUAGUAAAUGCACUAGUUAUAUCCUUGCUGAUGUAUUUUUGCUCAUCUUUCAUAAAGUGAAACUUUUGUUGUAAUGGUACAUAUCAGACUGUAAUCAGUGUUACAAAAUCAGUAUUCUAUGGAGAAUGAAAAAAUAAAGCACUAACUGGAGACUUUUGCUA